Misgurnus anguillicaudatus (oriental weatherfish) is the source of this 6227-nucleotide messenger RNA. It is a transcript of the gene psda, whose product is annotated as pleckstrin and Sec7 domain containing a. Gene Ontology annotation, molecular function: protein binding; guanyl-nucleotide exchange factor activity; phospholipid binding. Gene Ontology annotation, biological process: regulation of ARF protein signal transduction. NCBI's taxonomy places the organism in Eukaryota, Metazoa, Chordata, Actinopteri, Cypriniformes, Cobitidae. The record is from RefSeq and is a predicted model, not a curated record.
AUGGAAACGUUAAACUAGCUCUAUAGUUGACAGAAAUUAUUUCUCGACGAAGUACGCUACCCCUAGUGCUUUAAGAUCCUACGGGUUUGUCGGUAAUCUGUUAAUGUGAUAAGGACACAGGACUGCUUCAUCUGCACGCGGAGUUUUUAGUGUUUACUGCGGAACUGUCUACUACAGCAACACACACUCAAUGAAAUGAUAUCCCUGCAGCAUCGAACCGUUUUGAUGGACACCGUCAGAUGUGUGAAGUUGCUCGUGCCUUCAGAUUCAUUCCUCUGAAAUAAGGUCAUUUUGAAGAUGAACCCCACACAAACUCUCUACCACAUGCCUGCAAAAGUCUACAGUAAAGAAGAUGACAACUGUGACUAAUCAAUAGAACGGAUCCGCAGGCUACGUUUGGUGGGUCAUGUCUCAGUCAGGUAAAAUCCUCCAUGUGUAUGUAGAGGUGAGAUCUGUAGCUGAUGAAGAGGCAAAAGACCUGGGAGAAAUGGAAAAAACAGACUCCCUCAUGUUGACAGCACCAGACAUCCUUCAUCAGUCUCAGUAUAGCGUCCAUAGUGGGUCACCUGGCCAUGUUUCUCCAGGUGAGGUUCUGCAUAAAGGUGGCAGCAGCACGCAGAGCCUGGCCUCCACCAAAUCAACAUCCAGACACUCAGUGAGUUUUCAGAAACAACCAGCCGCCCAGCACAGACAGAGCCUAACAUAUGAUGAGUCAAACCAGUUACUCUCUGCUCUUCAAACAGGGCACGCUGGAAAUACUUUUCACCUGGUCUGUGCUUCUUCUGAACAUGACCCCUUCUAUGGGAGGGAGUCUUACUUGUCAGGCCGGUUUACUGCCCCGCCUACACCUAGUGGAAGUCGUAAAGCCUGCAGCCAAACUCGACGAGGAGAGGAGGGAAAAAGAUCCAUUGCCACUUUUAGUUAUAUUGAAAAAGCUCAAGUUAAAUCGGUAGAUGGCCAGUGUAGUUCUUUGUAUGAGCCUCAAAAUCCUUUCAACAGAGCAAUGCAAGAUCCAGCGUCCUCCUUAAACCCUAGAAAGAGGCUCAGUGACCCAGUGUGGUUGGAGACAGUAAACAGCUUAAAGCAGCGUAGUCAGACUAUGGGAAACUCACAAAUGGGCACUCCCAACUUGAAACGGGCAACUCUAGACUCCAUUGCUAGAGAAGCCACCCAUCGUGCAUUGGAGGAAUUUGGUUCACCACAACUAAGGAAAAAAUUGGCAGCCAGCAGUGCUGAUAGAGGGCAUAACAUUAGGACUGGAGAGCAACGUCGGUGUAGGUCUUGGUCUGGGUCACCCAUAAUGCCAUGCAAUUCUAGGACACUUCCCAUUAACGCAACACUCGUAGAUCAUGAACGCAACAGACUACCUAGGAGCCCUGCUACGGACCAACUGUCUAACCAUGCCAAGCAAACCUACUUUACCAUGUCACACCCCAAUAACACCCAGUCUCAUGAGGUUCCAAACCAGAAGUCACAAGUAUAUAAGUACCGCCCAUAUGUACCAUCCUGUAAGCCUACAGAUAUUCAACAUGAAUUACCAGCUAUGACCACAAAUCAACCAUCAUGUAACCAACUACACAUUCAUACCAAGAGUGAUAGUCCCCGGCAAGUGCACAGGGUUAAUUUUAACCUGGCUAACUCCCAAAAUAAGAAUGAGGAAAGAGCUAAACAGUCUAGUGGAAGGAGAAGUGUAUCCCCAGCCACAAGUCCUGAGAUGGCUCACACACUAGCUGAAGAGGCCACCAAACUCUCCAUACUUAUGGAGUCCAGGAGGUCUCCAUCCCCAACUCCAUCACUGUCGGAUACUGGGAGGUCGGACAGCCCCAGGUUGGGACACCUUUCCAGAGAGGAUCAGCUCUAUGCAAGCUUUCAAGGCUCUGGAGCACAAGAUCUCUCUGAAUACUCUCUGAAGACUGGUCUCCACUCUAUUCACACACCCUCUCUUUUACCACACAUAAGAAGUUCAUCCCCUCCAGUUUCAACAAAGUUAAAACGUACAGAUGCAAUAUCUUCCUCUCCCAUACGAGACCCACGAAUAGAACGUGCACAGUUGGCUGGGAAGGAAAGCCCUACUCUGCAUCGGCACCAGCCUUCGCAGUACACAAGAGAUAUUCAUACAUCUGGCCAUGAGCACAUGCAAAACGAGAUGCAUGUUCUCAAUGAUAGCCCAGAUAACAGCAGAAGACCUUUAACCAUACCUAACAGUGAAUCACCAGUGAAUUGGACCUCUCAGCAAAAGCAUGUAAAAGGGGAGUGCUCAUGCAGUGACAAGGAAAACUUUAAGGAGGUGGAAACUCAUAAAAGGAACAGUCCAACUCCACAGGGCUCUCGAAUUAACCGUUUUAGGAUCUCAGUGGAGCAUUGUAAAAUGAAUAGUGACAAUAGCUCUAACAGGAAACGGAGCGGCACUGCAUCAGAGAGCUCCAGCGGAGUCACAGGCAGUCUUUUAGAGAACACUACGCAUAAAAAAGACUGCAUUUUCUCAGAGACAUCUAGCAAAACCUGCCAGAAGAAUUUGGAAUUUGGAAACACAGGCAUACAGUCUGAAGGUGACCCAAUUUUGCUGCAGCCUUCCCUGCACUCACAGAAAAUCGCUCGUGCCAAAUGGGAGUUCUUGUUUGGGACACACUCGGAGAACCAACAUGAAACAAGAGGCUCCUCCUCUGCACCUUCCAGUGGCUGUUCCAGUAAAUCUCCUACACCCAUUCCACCCUCAUCUACACCCCCGGGGCCUGUAUCAGCACACUCAAGACACUGUCAAUCAUCCACCUCCCAAAAAUCCUCCAGCCACAAUGUUCAGCAUGUACAAAUAGAGUUGAUCAAUCACACUCGUGCAGCCAGCCCCUCCCUUAAGACCGGCAUUAUCAGACGUUCUGUCAAAUAUUCAGAGACAGAUAUAGAUGCAGUGCCUGUGCGCAGCUACAGAGAAACAGAUCUGGACGAGGUUAUGCUGGCAGAACAGGAAGAGGUGGAUUCAGCCUUUGGCAGUAACCGUAGUGUACUGGGCACCUCGGUCACCAGCAGUGGCAGCGCCCUGGAGGGAGCUGAUGAUGACGAGCUGCAGGAUGAGGAAGUGGUGAGCUGGGCCAGUGUGAGGAUGCAGGGCGACAUAAAGAGGCAACAUGCUUCACCUGAGGGGGGUGAGGUGUUUAGCAGAUUACUUCGAGGCCCUUCUGAGAGCCCGCCUGACAAUCACAUGACUUUGAAGUCUCCCAUCCCUGUGGACAGCCUCCGAAGGACAUCAUCAGAUGGGAUGGACUCCUUCAGCAGGCACUUUGAGAGUAUUAUGGAGUCGCACCGUGCCAAGGGCACCUCCUAUAGUAGCCUGGAUAGUGAAGACAUCACCCCAAGCGGCCCAAUGGUCUUCACUUUUGACUUUCCGACUCUCACCCCCGAGGUCCAGAGCCAGAUCUGCGAAAGUGCAAAGCAGAUCAUCGAACUGAGCUUUGCCCCUCUUGCUUUUUCCGAAUCCACUACUGCAUCUAAUCCCACAGAUCCUGCAGCUUCACAGAGGCUAACAGAAGAGGAUCAGGGUGGCGUAUUUAAAGAAGAGAAGUCAUGCAGUGGAUCCUGCUCUGAUAAAGCCCCCGGGCCUGAUUCUGACACAGAUGAUGCCAUAAGAGAGAGGCCAUCACGGCCGGUGUCGGCGUCAGAUCCAGAGGUGGCUGAAAGGUUGGCCAUGAACAGCAGUGAAACUCUGGCUAAUGGUAACAAAGCUGACCUCCAGGCUGCCAAACGACUGGCCAAACGCUUGUAUACUCUCGAUGGAUUCAGGAAGUCAGACGUGGCACGACACCUGAGCAAGAACAAUGAUUUUAGUCACAUGGUGGCAGAAGAGUAUCUGAGUUACUUUAACUUCUCAGGGAUGACAGUGGAUCAGGCUCUAAGAGUGUUUUUGAGAGAGUUUGCCCUAAUGGGUGAAACACAGGAGAGAGAGCGAGUGCUGUCGCAUUUCUCCAGAAGAUACCUCCAAUGCAACCCGAACACCAUACCGAAUGAAGACAGUGUUCACACCUUGACUUGUGCUGUGAUGCUGCUCAACACUGAUCUGCAUGGUCAUAACAUAGGGAAGAGGAUGUCCUGUACUCAGUUCAUUAAUAACCUGGAGGGGUUGAAUGAUGGCAAAGACUUCCCUAAAGAUCUUCUUAAGGCUCUCUACAACGCUAUCAAAAAUGAAAAACUGCAGUGGACAAUUGAUGAAGAGGAACUGCGUAAGUCUUUCUCUGAGCUGGACGGCAGGAAAGACUCCACUUCUCACACCAUGAAGCGUAUCAGCAGUGGAGGAAACCCCCUUGUCAGCGUGGCACAGCAGUCCAGCGCUCAGGUCUACAAGAACGGCUUUCUUGUGCGCAAAGUUCACGCUGAUCAUGACGGCAAGAAAACCCCUCGGGGUAAAAGGGGGUGGAAGACUUUCUAUGCCAUUCUGAAAGGACUGAUCCUCUACCUGCAAAAGGAUGAAUAUCGUCCAGAUAAGCAGCUGUCUGAUGAGGACUUAAAGAAUGCCGUAUCCAUCCAUCAUUCUUUAGCCAUGCGAGCAGCAGACUACAGCAAGAGACCCAAUGUGUUUUACCUUCGCACUGCCGACUGGAGAGUCUUUCUCUUUCAGGCCCCCAAUGCAGAGCAAAUGCAGUCCUGGAUCACCCGUAUCAACACAGUGGCGGCCAUGUUCUCGGCUCCACCUUUCCCAGCAGCUAUCGGCUCCCAGAAGAAGUUUAGCCGCCCUCUUUUGCCAGGCUCGAGCACCAAGCUUUCACAGGAAGAGCAGCUUAAAUCUCACGAGACACGUUUUCGAGCCGUUUCUGCCGAGCUACAGGAACUGCGCUCGACACCCCAAGACCGCAAGACCAAAAGCAGGGACCAAGAAGAGCACAAGCAAAGGGAAGAGUAUCUGGACUUUGAGAAAACACGCUAUGGGACAUAUGCCAUGCUACUGAGGGCUAAGAUUCGGACAGGGGAGACGGACUUGGCGGCGUUUGAGUCCCAUUUGUUUGAUGAUGGCGGGUUGCAAAGAGCCCAUUCCAGCCCCACGUUACCCCAGGAUAACAGCCAUGCCAGCAGCACCAAAGAGUCCAGCAGGAGGAGCAGCAGCAGGAAGAGGGUCAAGCGCUCAGAGACAGGUCAGAGACACAGCUACAGAGAGGCUGUCAAACAGUGAAGACUCGGGCACAAGGGGACACUGUGUCCCAUCAGGUGUGUCAUUAAGAUGCCAGGAGUUACAAAUGGUGACUCACGUCAAGGCAUCGUGAACGGUUGUGGUUACUAGAAUCUGCAAGAAGUGACCGCAAUGACCGGCUUACCCCUACAUGGGAAUCGGUGAACCUUGCUUUUCGGGCCAGCAGCAACCGAAGGGCCAAAUCUGUCAGAGUGGUCGCAAAAGGAGCAUCAGCCUCACAUUGUUUUUUUUACUGUUGGUCAUCGCAACAUACCCGUCGAAUUUAUCUUUGUGUAUUUCGCUUGUUACACAGGUUUGUUAAAAAAUUUGUUGUGGAACAACAGAAUUGUGUUGCUUUAUUGCCGUUUCUGGUGGGGCGAUAACCAAACGAGUCCUCUUUGUCAUGUGAACAUGUACAUGCGAUAUUUAAAGCAGUGUACAUUUUGCUUUUCAAACAACGAUUUCAUAUCUGAGGUUGAGUAGUGAAGUUCAAGAAAGUUGAAGAAUUAAGCCUGUACAGUUGUUUAAAAGCAUGUCGCAAAGCAUGCCUAAGAUGUUAGAAGACAAUCAAUUCAUCGUUUGGUACAGUUACCGUGUUAUUUUCUGUAUACCACCUCAUCAUUUCAACACAAACUAUGUCUAAAUUGUUUUUGAAAGAAUUCAAAAAAUGUGCAAUGUGUAAAAGCCAUCAAAUUUUUUAUCUUGUUGUAUUAUUUGGUGUAAAGAUUUACAUGUAAACUACGUAUUGAGCUUGAGAAUGACGUGAUGCAAAAUCUGUGUCGAAACCCUUUCGAAAAUGGCCAAGCUAUUUAAUACUCAGGCAUUCAUUUUCAAAUUUGUGAUUUGAUAGUGUUGACAUGACAAUACACAUAUUCCAUCACUAGAUAAGAUAGGGCACUAAAUGCUGGUUCAGUCAGAAUAACCACAUCUAAUACCUCAAUUGAGAGAUCUGUUGAAGUGGAUGUCAUUUGGUCAGUUUACAAACUGAUGGUGAAAGAUGAUGUUAAAUGUGAAGUAUUGUUUUAUAUAUAUAUAUAUAUAUAUAUAUAUAUAUAUAUAUAUAUAUAUAUAUAUA